GCUAUAGGUGACUCCGUGCAUUGCGCAUGAGGGCGGGCGGACCGGAUUCGGAGAGGAGCGUGUCAACGAGCAUCUUUAAAAAAAAACAAAGCAUAAAUUUACACAGAGCCCGGAUCUGUUCGGUGAAGAAGGAGUGAAUGAAAUUGGCACGUGUCAGGUAUGUUCUCUGAAGAAUGGGACAGAAAUCACGAGGGUCAACAGAGGCCUGUGAUCACUAAUUUCAGCUUUAGUCAGCUGUCAGAGGGCGACCGAAGGGAGAGGAAAAAAUCUCACACUACUCAUGGCUCAGAGGGAUCUGUUCCUGAUGAUCGCUACCACAGCAUUUACUUCGCCAUGCUGUUGGCUGGUGUCGGCUUUUUACUGCCAUACAACAGCUUCAUUACAGACGUGGACUACCUCCACCGCAAAUUUAAAGGGACUUCUAUUGUGUUCGAUAUGAGUUUGACGUAUAUACUAGUGGCUCUAAGUUCUGUCCUUGUGAACAACAUGCUAGUGGAGAAACUGAGUUUAAACACGCGGAUCUGUGGAGGAUAUCUCUUUGCUUUGGGACCUUUGGUAAUUGUGAGCGUUUUUGACGUUUGGCUGGAGCUGUUUGACACUCAUCAAUCCUACGUUCUCACUCUGGUCGCAGUGGCUGUUGUUGCAUUUGGUUGCACAGUGCAGCAGUCCAGUUUCUAUGGAUACACGGGGAUGCUGCCCAAGAGGUACACACAAGGCGUGAUGACUGGAGAGAGCACUGCAGGAGUUAUUGUCUCUCUGAGUCGGAUUUUUACCAAGCUUCUGGUGGAAGACGAGAAGAGCAACACCAUCAUCUUCUUCCUCUUCUCUGUCUCAGUAGAGGCGCUCUGUUUUCUGUUGCAUGUGGUGGUGCGGCAAACCAGGUUUGUACAAUAUCACACGGAAAGAGCUCGCCACGGCCACACCUGGUUCACAGGACAGAUUCGUGAUAAUCCAGCUUGGAAACACAGCGGCUAUCAGAUACAUUAUGACAGCAGUGCAGAUGAAGAGGAUGGAGUGGCGACAAGCGCAGUCGAUGAUGCUGAUGGAGUUCAUCUAGGAAGCUGUUCCCAUGGAGAUGGCAUAUACGUCAGAUUUGAUGGACCUAAAGCAGACACCAGAAGGACGUGGAUCAAUGUCAAGGAGCUGCUUGGUCGGAGGUGUUCUGUUGCUAGACGGAUUUGGCCUUAUAUGCUUUCAAUAACAAUGACAUAUUUCAUCACGCUGUGCCUCUUUCCUGGUCUGGAGUCAGAGUUACACAACGAUAUACUGGGAGAGUGGCUACCCAUUCUCACCAUGGCUCUGUUUAACAUGGCCGACUUUGUGGGCAAGAUCUUGGCCGCUUGUCCCUAUGAGUGGGGUGGGGUUCAGCUGCUGGUGUGCUCCUGUUUGCGAGUUCUCCUUUUGCCUCUGUUCAUGAUGUGUGUGUCACCCGUUCAACGUCCCCUGCUGACACACCCAGCCUGGCCAUGCUGUCUCUCUUUACUGCUGGGUGUCAGUAACGGAUACCUCGGCUCUGUGCCAAUGAUACAGGCAGCUGGGCAGGUGCCACUUCAACAGCGAGAAAUAGCAGGGAACACAAUGACUGUGUCCUAUAUGGCUGGACUGAUGCUCGGGUCUGUCGUAUCCUAUUCGACGUAUAGUCUGACCUUAAAAGCACACUUUAUUCAGACGCUGAAGCUCAACAACACACUCACACUACAGAGCUACAAGCCUGGUCAUUGAAUAUCAUCUUACUCGUUUUCUACUUAUGUUAGGAGAGAUACUAUCCCUGCUGAAAAGUCCAGUCGACCAUCAUGGUUUUUUAUAUUGGUUGACCGGGAAGGUUCGGCUGGUGAGGCAUGGCGAGAUAAAAUCUGUCUGAUGGACCAAUAUCCAAAACUGUUUCAAUAUCCAAAACACUGACCAGCAAUGCUGAUCGUUUUAACAGGGAUGUUGGAUCAAAUAAAGCCUAUCCAGAUAUUUGUAUAUGACCAUCCGUAUUUAAAAAUUUAGAUAUUUAUAUGUAACGUAUCUGUAUGAUGUGUACAUAAACAUAAACAUAACAUAUAAUUAUGUUUAUGGUUUUUUCAUGCUAGCCAAUCAGAAUGGAGCUGGUAUUUGGUUGAGCUGUGAUGCUUGUGCAGGGGGGGUGGUGGGGUGGUGGUGGCUUGUGUAAUUUCCAGUUCCUCUCUCCAUCAUU
Molecule: messenger RNA, 2179 nt
Organism: Triplophysa rosa
Lineage: Eukaryota; Metazoa; Chordata; Actinopteri; Cypriniformes; Nemacheilidae
Gene: slc29a4b
Product: asolute carrier family 29 member 4b
Exons: 11
Coding region: 160-1722 (520 amino acids)
Biological process (GO): nucleoside transmembrane transport
Cellular component (GO): plasma membrane
Molecular function (GO): monoamine transmembrane transporter activity; nucleoside transmembrane transporter activity
Source: RefSeq, a predicted model, not a curated record